Molecule: messenger RNA, 1064 nt
Organism: Leptopilina boulardi
Lineage: Eukaryota; Metazoa; Arthropoda; Insecta; Hymenoptera; Figitidae
Exons: 7
Coding region: 100-909 (269 amino acids)
Source: RefSeq, a predicted model, not a curated record
AACAUUAAACAGUAUAUAUAUAAAAGUAGAUAUGAAACAUAUUUAAAACUAAAAUUGUAUAUUUAUUAAUUUUUUAGUUUAAAACAUUCGCCGACAAAAAUGUUGCUCCGAAAUAAAAUGUUUCUUUCUUUAUUUACCAUUUUUCUAAUUACACCGACAGGAUCAGAAUCCCAAAUAUGUAAAAAAUUUGAGGUGUAUUCAGAAUUUGGUAAUAAAAGUUGUGAGCGCAACUGUAAUAAUUAUUGGCAUGACGAAUUGGACUGUUAUUCGGAUACAGGUGAUUGUCUUUGUAAAGAACCUAAUGUACGCGAUACGCAUACUGAUGAAUGUAUUAGUACAAAUGAAUGUGAAUAUAAAAAAAAUGAAAUUAGUAGAAGAAUUUCAGAAUCUCGAAAAUGUAAUGCAUUUGAAUUUUACAUGCCAAAUGUUGAUAAAAUCAAUGAAUGGACUUGUGAUAAUUAUAUGGAAAAAGACAGGAUAUUAUAUUCAGGUCUAGGAGCAUGUUUUUGUAAAACACCAAAUGUAAGAGAUAAUCUCACCAAUGAGUGUAUAAAUAUAAGGGAAUGUUCAAGAAGAAAAGAAGAAAGAAAUAAAAAAAAAUGUGGAAUGUUUGAAGAGUAUUUAGAAAAAUUUGAUAAACGUAGUGAAAUGACUUGCGAUAAUUUUAUGAACGAUAGAUUAUAUUUAUUGGGCUCAGGGGGCUGUUUUUGCAAAGUGCCAACUGUAAGAGAUGUUGUAACUAAUGAAUGUAUUCUUGUUAGAGAAUGUUUAAUCAGACAAAAGAAAAGCAGUAAUAGCAAAAUAAGUAAUGUAAACCAAGCAAGACCUGGAUUUACAAAGACAAUGAAGAAUUAUUAUUCUAAUGCUAAAAAUAAAGUAAAAUCAUGGUGGAAUAAUUAUAUUGGAUGAAAAAUUUAAUUAUAUUGAAUUUAUUAUAUUGGUAUAUGUUGCUUCUAUAUUUAUUGUAAGCAAUUAAUAAUUUAAAAAUAAACUAUUUUUUUUAAUUAUUUAAUUUAAUUAAUAAAUUAUGAAAGAUUUUUAUAUAUAUAUAUAGAAAUUACAAA